This is a messenger RNA of Drosophila willistoni, 3291 nucleotides long. RefSeq lists its product as uncharacterized. Gene Ontology annotation, cellular component: motile cilium; extracellular exosome. The coding region runs from base 54 to 3254 and encodes 1066 amino acids. NCBI's taxonomy places the organism in Eukaryota, Metazoa, Arthropoda, Insecta, Diptera, Drosophilidae. The record is from RefSeq and is a predicted model, not a curated record. Gene Ontology annotation, biological process: cilium movement; cilium assembly. Gene Ontology annotation, molecular function: protein binding. The transcript is spliced from 7 exons.
UUCAUAUAUUCCCCCCUUUUUGUCACAACUAGUUUAAGUUAUAUUUUCUCCAAAUGGAUACUAAAAACAAUGGCACCACAACCACAGUGCGUCGAACUUCCAGGCCCCUCCGAAAAAAACGUUCAUCUUAUCGCCAAAGCAGACGUUCAACCUUUGAUAGUGAGCAGAGCGGCGAUUUGCUAGGACCUGAAAAAAGAAUAUCCCAACAGCGUGUUUUCCUCUACAUUCAGUUGAAUGUGAUUGAUAAAUUGCCAGAGACAGCUUACCCCAUGGAAUUGCAUUUGUUUCAUGUGAAGAACACAUUGCAGAAGAUGCAGGAGAAGUAUACCAAGGAUACCAUAAUCUAUCAGAAUGAGUUCUCCAUGAAUAAGCCCGUCUUUGCCAUGGGUAUCAUGCAAGACGAUAUCAAUGAUAUGAACACAUUCAGUGAUAAUCCAUUGGUCAUUACGCUGUAUCAAAGGAUACCGCGUCAUCGCAAGGGUCAUAUGAAGACCAUAAACAUGUCUUUCAAUGCAAAGUGCGAUGGUGCCGACUAUACGGCAAGCACAUCAAGUACCACGCAAAUGGAUGGUAUUCCAGAUCAAAAUUUUUCAAAAACGACUGGCAAUUCGGAAAGUGUCGAGGCAGAGGGUGAAAGCGAACAGGGUAAUCAAGUGGGAGAGCGUCUGCAAUUCAUUUCCCGAGGUAAUUGUGAUCUGCUUCAGCUCUUUCAGCGACGACGUUUCAUCAGUAAUGUGGAAAUCUUUCUAUAUCCGCAAUAUAAACGUUUGCUGCGAACUCCCACAAGCGAAAAAAUUACGACUAGUACCCAAUGGCAUAUGUACUCAAUUCUGCCAAUGCUGAAGAACUUUAAUUUCAAUAAUCUAGUAUUUAUUACCUUGGAAUCGAUUUACAAUGUUCCCGACGAUCUCCACGAAAGAGCUGCAGACUUGGGUGUAAGCAUUGCCUUUCGCUCGAAGCUACCCAAAGAAAAUGGGGAUUAUCAUGUGCUUCCGAUAUGCAAUUACUACAGCUUUAGUUCCCAGAUCAUUAGCACCCAGAGCACAGGUAUUGUCUGGGAGAAUAUCAAGCGGGACUAUAAUCCAAGUAAGAAUUUCAGUUCCCUGCAAAUGGAAACCAAUAUGCGCAUCAAGUUACCUCAUAUCUUUCGCCAACUACUGGCAACACCCGGAGUGGAUCUUAAAUUAGAUCAGAUUGAUCCUCUGGUCGAUGUGGCCUUAAUUAACAACUCUCUGCAUCGUUUCGUUCUCACAGAGGAGAUGCGUCUAAUCCUCGAAUCUGCUAUAUCUCAGAAUGACUAUGAUUUGGUGGUGCAAUUGUUUAAGGACACGCCUGAGAAUGCCUUCUAUGAGGGUGUCAUUAACCCCAGCAUAUUUGUAUAUCCAUCAGUGAACAACUGUCGCUUUGCCACUUUGUUGACACCAAUUUUCAGGCCUUCAGUCACUCGUCGGACAUCUAUUCAGAAUUCCACUUCCAGUUUCACCACUAAUCCUUCAAUUGGUCCCAUGUUUGCCUCCAUUAAGAUUUGCUUCUAUCAGCCAAUUACCCAACGCAAUGAAGCUCUGGACACCUACAAUGAGUCUGUCCUUAAGACGUCAAAAUUGAGACGCUGCUACGACUUACAAGACAUACGAAGUGAUUGCGAGGAAGAUAAGAAUGUAGUCGAGGAACUAUAUAGAGCAUUUGAUAAUCUCAUUUCGGAUGUGACAGCUUUUAUAGUGAAUCGUGAGAUUAAAUCUGUUGAACAGAAACGAGACUAUUUCUGCUGUCAAUUGGGUAAUCUGAAUAAUAUACUUUUGAAACUUUGCGGCGCUGAUUUCAACAUACGCAUGCCAACGAAAAAUAAUAUUGAAUUUCGCGAGAUGAUCACUCACAUGUACAAGGAGCUAAUAGAUCGAAUCGAGAAUCAAUUUGAUAACUGCAGUUGGGAGAAUGUUUGUCAUUGUGUUACUGCUUAUGAAAAGGAACAGAAGCGUUUAAUUGGUAUGAUGAAUGAGCUGAGGAUGAUGUGCAUUAUUGGGGAACCAGAGAUGGCCAAACAGAUAUACGAAGAACUCAAGGCGGGCAGCAACAACCAGAUGUUCUUCAAUUUCUACACAUUCUUAAACAAUGUAGAGAACUUAAAUUUCCAUUCCGCCGCCCAGUUUUUCCUGAAAACAACGGAUGGAUCUCAGGAUGAAUAUUUUCCUUCUCUUGCUAAGCUCUAUGUCAACUACAUGAUGGACUUGCAAUCCAAAGAUGAAGAAAUUGUAAGCGCUGCAUAUUCGAAUAUGUUGGAAAAUCUACGUAUAUUUGCCGACAAACAUAGUUUGGAUAUGGAUAUAUGGAUUUUGUUGUAUUGCUAUUACAAGAGCCAUGAAUAUUUACCCGGCAUGGAAUAUGCCCGCUGGAAAUAUGAAAAUCUCUGUGAUGUGCCAGCCAAAACUUUAUCCAACACUCCCCGCUCUCUGUACGAAUUGUUUUUGCCAAAUGAUUUUGAAAUUAGCAAUUCGGCGGGAAAAACGAAUUUAAAGUUUUAUCAAACUUUCAAACUCUUUGCCCGUCUGGGAGCUUAUGGUUUCGCUGAGAUUGUGUUUGCGCAAAUCUCUGAAGAUUUCACGCCAGUCGAGGCUUACUUAGUGACAACCACAUUGAAGACACUGCAAGGGCAAAUUGAUGAUGAAUUUCAAAUACAUCAAUUGGACACUGAUAAUAACGAUCAGCUAAUGCACUAUUAUCAAGCUCAUGUCAAUGGAAAUGCACUCUAUUCACGUGGAAGUUUCGAUGAGGCCAUUGUACAAUUCAAGGAUCUCUUGAACAUCACUGAACCCAAUGUCGGCUGCAUAUUUGAGAUAAGCCUCAUGCGACUGGCUCACUUAGCUUUUGAACGCGAAGAUUAUGAAUUGGCUAGUCAAGCUUUUGAGAUGUGUUUGCCUAGUGACAACAAGCCAAAGAAACAUUUUAUGGCCAACUAUGGCAAGGCGUUGGCCCUUUAUUAUAUGAAUCACUUGGAAGAAGCCACCGAAUAUUUGGCUAAAUGUACGGAAGUGGAGGUGUUUAUGCCCGAUAUUUGGGGCUAUUUGGCCAUCAUUAAUUUGCGUAUGAAUCGCAAUAAACGAGCUUUGGACUGCUGGAAAAUGGCCAAGAUGUAUCCUGAAAUUGAAUUGAAUAAUCACAUCUAUGAGGAAUUGGAGAAAAUCAAGUUUACCGAUUUACACUUGCUGGUGGAUGAUGAUGGGAAUCCUGCCGAGACAGUAACCUUUCAAAUAUUCUAAAAUUCCAUCCCAGGCAAUAAACCAAAAUUUUAUUUAA